Thlaspi arvense is the source of this 411-nucleotide messenger RNA. The record is from the annotation of a GenBank genome assembly. Lineage: Eukaryota; Viridiplantae; Streptophyta; Magnoliopsida; Brassicales; Brassicaceae.
AUGGUAGCAGUACCUGUUAUCCUGGUUUCCUGCGCGGCGGCAAUAAUAUCAUCUUUCGUGUUCCAUGAUCACCAUCGACGCAAGAAACAAGUUAUACAAACAAAGAGCGUUGAAUUCAUGCCAUUCUACUUGUCAUUUUUCUCAUUCCUAGCAAGCUGGAUAUGGUUGGCUUACGGACUUCUGAUUGUGAUCUUUUCCUCGCGGUUUUCUCCUAAUAUGGUUGGCUGCCCGCUUGGAGUCCUCCAGCUUUUGCUUUACUGCAAGUACAGAAAGAAGGGAGUAAUGGAGGAAGAACACAAGUCAUGGGAUGUGGAGAAAAACAACGGUGAGAAGACCAAGCAGCGGUUUCAGCUUGUGGUUGCUGAAGAUAGUUCUACUACUGGGGCAAGAGUUGAACAAGUAUUUUCCUAG